Oncorhynchus gorbuscha (pink salmon) is the source of this 429-nucleotide messenger RNA. RefSeq names its product galectin-related protein A-like. The record is from RefSeq and is a predicted model, not a curated record. Gene Ontology annotation, molecular function: carbohydrate binding. NCBI's taxonomy places the organism in Eukaryota, Metazoa, Chordata, Actinopteri, Salmoniformes, Salmonidae.
AUGAAGUGGAAAGUUCUGUUCAGUGGUCAUAUCACAGGUGGGAUGAGGCCUGGAAAGAAGAUCAUUGUGAUGGGGAUAGUGAAACAUGAGCCUGACAGCUUUGACAUCAGUCUGGCCUGUGGGUGUGGCACAGUGGAUGAGGCUCCUCCCACUGACGUGGCAUUGGAGCUCUGUGCCAAGUUCGAGGACCUCCAGUUCCUACGUAAGGCCUGUGUUUCGGGCACCUGGGGUGACGCUGAGAAGUCAUCCCCCUACUUUCCCUUCAUCGAGGACCAAACUUUCCGGAUCGAGAUCCAUUGUGAACUACUGCGUUUCCGUGUAUUUGUGGAUGGACACCAGCUCUUUGAUUUUUACCACCGGGUGCAAUCCUUACUGGACAUUGACACAUUAAGGAUUAAUGGUAGUUUAACCAUUACCAAACUCAGAUAG